AUGCAUCUUACAUCUACGCUUGCACUUAUCUCCGCUCUUUCUUUCUCGUCACUCCUUCCACUCGCAACUGCACAGCUUAUCACAGCAGACAACCACUCCUUCGGCGGAGUCAACUUUCCUCUCCUGCAAUACUUCACACCCAAGCACCGAGAUGAAACCAUCCGCGCCAUCGUGAAAAGCAAGGCCAGAGUCAUCCGACUCUUCAUCCGCCCAGACAGCCACCACACCGAUCCCGAGCCGCAACUCGGCGAGUUUGACAAAUCUUUACUUGACCAGCUCGACGAUACGCUUGCGGCUGUACAUCGCAUUUCAGAGGGCCAGGUCAAAGUCAUCAUUGCUCCCCACGAUGCGCAUGCUCUGCGAAGCACCAACAAUGUACCAUGCGACGCAUACUGUGAGAAGAUAGGCGGCGCAUUCCUAGACUUCUACAGCAAUGACGGCAUCCGUGCGAUCUACAAGACGCGCCUUGAUGUGUUCUUCAAGCACUAUCCGUCUAAGAACUUUGGGGGGAGGAGUUGGAGUGAACUGUCUGAAGUCAUCAUGGGCGUCGACAUCCAAAACCAACCCUUCAGCGGCAUCUGGCCCAUCCCAUCCGGCGAAUCCUGGCUCUGCGACAUCGCCACACACCUGAAAUUCAAAGCCGGACUCGACAGCUCCAACAUCUCCGUCAUCAGCGGCGGCGUCUCCGGCCUGCAAAGCCUCGGAGGUAUCCAGAACUUCCCCGACAGCAUUUUUGAAUGCCCUGCUAUCGACGUGAUAGGGAUCCAUGGUCGAUUUGCUCAAGAAGAAGGUGCUACCGCCGGAACCCCUUGGGGGGAGAUGUUCAUCAUGGGUAACACACUGACAGCGCGAGCCCACGGCAAGCAAGGAAAGAGGAAGUUGUUGUUGGUUGAGGAGUGGGAGUACGUACACACUGACUCCGGACUCGAGCACAAAAAAGAAGCUAUUUUCGACCAAGGCAACGCCCUGAACCUUCGUGGCAUCCCAUGGAUCUACUCCCACCUCUCCUCCAAGAACGAAUCCACAACACCCAUGAUCAACCCUCUUCGCCCCGAACACGCCUCUAUGACCGCCCUCACAGACAUCCUAACCCGCGCAUCCACAGCCCGGAGUAACUUCAACUGGUCUUCCUACCUCCCCGCGCCGUCCACGCCAUCGACCUCGCUCACUGAGAUCCCGCUGAACCCAUACAUUCCUGCUGACAGUACGUGUGUAUUUGGUUGUGAAGGCCAUCUCUGCUCCUCCGCCGACUCGUGCGCACCCACCCUCCUCUGCAAAAACAACAUCUGCCGGUCCAACCCCGAGUCCCAACCAGGCCAGAUCGGAAGUGCAUGUAAUAGCAAGAAACCGUGUCAACCGCACCUCCGCUGUUCCGGCGGUGCGUGCCAGGCGUGCUCCGUGCGGCCUACGCUUCCACCACCGGGGACGAUGAAGGUUGCGGGCGCGAACGAUGCAAACGGGUCUUGCGCGCCAGAUGCCAUUACUGCGUUCUUUGGACAUGCCUUGCGCCCUCCAACAUGUCUGAGCACCAAGGGGAAGCGGAAUCCGUGCGAGAACGCUCAGCAUUGUGAUGGGGAUGAGUACUGCUCAUGGGGGGUUUGCACACCCUGUUCCUCUGCCGAUCUCUGCCUCGGCGCUCAGUGCAAGAGCAACAACGCCUGCAAGACUGGAUUUUGCAAUAGUCAUGGAAGAUGUGACUAUGGCGGCCAGAAGAGAUUGGUCUUCGGACCGGGCGUGAGGGGGCGCUGGAAAAACGGGAGGGUGGAUGGUGUUCCGGAAGGACAUGAGCGCGGGCCUGCGAAGGUAAGGAGCGAGGCGAUGAGGAUUGUUAUCCCGACGGAGGGCGUUAUGGAGACAGGGCAGGCUCAGGCAAGGGUUGUGUCGUAG
Macroventuria anomochaeta is the source of this 1887-nucleotide messenger RNA. Its product is annotated as glycoside hydrolase family 5 protein. The record is from RefSeq and is a predicted model, not a curated record. Gene Ontology annotation, biological process: negative regulation of Wnt signaling pathway; multicellular organism development. The transcript has 3 exons. The coding region runs from base 1 to 1887 and encodes 628 amino acids. Gene Ontology annotation, cellular component: extracellular region. NCBI's taxonomy places the organism in Eukaryota, Fungi, Ascomycota, Dothideomycetes, Pleosporales, Didymellaceae.